This is a messenger RNA of Malassezia globosa CBS 7966, 669 nucleotides long. RefSeq lists its product as uncharacterized. The transcript has a single exon. Gene Ontology annotation, cellular component: nucleus. The coding region runs from base 1 to 669 and encodes 222 amino acids. The record is from RefSeq and is a predicted model, not a curated record. NCBI's taxonomy places the organism in Eukaryota, Fungi, Basidiomycota, Malasseziomycetes, Malasseziales, Malasseziaceae.
AUGCCUCGGAAACGUGCCAAGCAAUCAGCACGUCUCGCACAGCGCAGUGCUCUGGGCUACGAUUUGCCGCCACAAGCCAAGAAGCGUGGCGAAUGGGGUGACACGCCGCGCCGAGCCAUCGAACUUCUUCGUGGUCCGCCGCCACCUUCAAAGAAGUUGCGCAUACGGAAAGACGAUCUCAAUGAGAAUGCACCUACCGCUGGAGCCAAGACACCCACCACAGGCAAAACACUAUCGAUACCCAUGGACAUGCACAUUCGGCACGGCGAGCGCCUUAAAGACUUCAAUGAGCGUGUAGAACAAGCUUUCGCCCACGACAUCAAUCAGACCAUGCGCUCGAACUUGCGCUCCGAAUCGAAUCGGAAGAAACGACAAAGACGCCGCGAGCUUUUCAAGGAAAAGAAACGCGCGCAGGACCCUAUCGCUGCUCAGAAGGCGGAGGAAGAUGAGCUUGAUUUCGCCCGUGCACCCUUGUCGCGGUCACUACAUGAUGUUGUUCAGGCUCCCCCCACACUUACGGCGCGGUCGAAGGAGCGGCGCAGAAAAACAGAGGACGCUGCUAUACAGCUUCCAGAGCGAGCCGAACCAUCUGCUGCUCGACAGCGCAUCUUGGACGAGGAGCGUGAACGUGUGAUCCAGCAGUACCGUGCACAGAAGCAUCGUUCAUAG